GAUACGUACGGGGCAAAGUAAGCGUUGAAGCCCAGAAGCUUUCUAGCCUCUCCCGGAACUGGGCAGCCGCAUCGGCUGGACAUUACACCGUCAGGGUUUGGUCCAACAUGGCGGCGAACGGAUGGAAAUACUGAUGACAGUCCGAAAGAUCGCCUCGAUUUGUACGAUGGGCGCCAAUGCCUCUGCCUUAGAGAAGGAGAUUGGACCAGAACAGUUCCCCGUGAAUGAGCACUACUUUGGAUUGGUUAAUUUUGGCAACACGUGCUACUGUAACUCGGUGCUGCAAGCUCUCUACUUCUGUCGCCCAUUCAGGGAGAAGGUGUUGGCCUACAAGGUGCAGCCCCGACGCAAGGAGUCUCUGCUCACCUGCCUGGCUGACUUGUUCAACAGCAUCGCCACGCAGAAGAAGAAAGUGGGAGUCAUCCCUCCGAAGAAAUUCAUCUCACGGCUGAGAAAGGAAAAUGAACUGUUUGACAACUACAUGCAGCAAGAUGCCCACGAGUUCCUCAACUACCUCCUCAACACCAUCGCAGACCUGCUCCAGGAGGAGAAGAGCCAGGAGGGGCAGCAGAAUGGAAAGUUGGUGCAGAAUGGAGGUGGUGGAGGCGGCGAGGUAGUCGUACUAGGAGGAGGUGGAGAAGAAGGAGGAGGCGGAGGAGGAGGAGGCGGAGGCGGCGAAAGCGGGAAGGAAACGCAGCAGACAUGGGUCCACGAAAUCUUCCAAGGAACGCUAACCAACGAGACACGCUGCCUCAACUGUGAAGCAGUCAGCAGCAAGGAUGAGGACUUCCUGGAUUUGUCGGUAGACGUGGAGCAGAACACAUCCAUCACGCACUGCCUCAGGGGCUUCAGCAACACGGAGACUCUGUGCAGUGAGUACAAGUACUACUGCGAGCAGUGCCGCAGCAAACAGGAAGCCCAAAAAAGGAUGAGAGUGAAGAAGCUGCCGAUGAUCCUGGCGCUGCACCUCAAGCGCUUCAAGUACAUGGAUCAGCUGCACCGCUACACCAAAUUGUCCUACCGCGUGGUCUUCCCUCUGGAGCUCCGUCUCUUCAACACGUCAGGGGACGCCACCAACCCGGACCGCAUGUACGACCUGGUAGCAGUGGUGGUGCACUGUGGCAGUGGGCCCAACCGAGGCCACUACAUCACCAUCGUCAAGAGCCACGGCUUCUGGCUCCUCUUCGACGAUGACAUCGUUGAGAAAAUCGAUGCGCAGGCCAUUGAGGAGUUCUACGGCCUGACGUCGGACAUUUCCAAAAACUCUGAGUCGGGAUACAUCCUCUUCUACCAGUCUAGAGACUGAAGCGACCCGUCAUUGAGAACCAUGUCACAGCGGGCAUCAGGACAGACCAUUCUGGCCUUUUUUUUUUUUUUUUUACCCGCGAAGGCGGAGCUUAGUGCCACAUCGCUGGCUGGGAAUGGUAGAGACAUCCCAGCGGCCUCGAGGAAGACGGACGUGAGCUUUGCCCAAGCUCAGCAACUGACAGGACUCCUAUUCAAUGUGCAUAUUCAAGUGUGUGAAAUUAGCCGGGCGGGUUUCCGUUUAGCGACACGCUAAUGGCCCACGCGGCCCCUCCCUCCCAGGUGACUCCAAAGAGGUCCAAAGUGAACUUCCAAAGUCUUUGUGUUGCGUCUCACACACGUUAACAUCGCCGAAGGGCUUCUGGCAUGCCGCUGUUAACCCGACACGAAGUCGUUCCGUUGCCAAGCGGCAAACACUCGUGGGACGGCGACGGGUCCAAGCAGAGCACGACGGCAGUCGCGCUUCCUUCCACGCCUGCUGCACUGAACUGUACAGUAAACCCCCCAACCACCGCGCACAUUUUAGUUGACUCUGCUUUUUGCAGCAGGGUCAACAUUGCAAAAUGAGAAUGUGUUCUCCGUUGCCUUACCUCAACAAAUAAAGGUUCCAUCAAUCGACAAGCAUUCGGCUUUGGUGGCUUCAAAGUCAACACGUGCUAGCGAGCCACACGCUUGCACUCAAAGUGCACAAAUUUAAUCAAGUCAAAUGACAUUAUUUAAAUAUUCAUGUUAUGAUGAAUGUUUCACUUAUUUUACUUGAAUGUCACACUUGACGAAUGCCCCUGGUCUCCCAUUGUUGGAUAUGUGAGACUUUUUUUUUCUUUUGGUGAGAGUGCAUGUGUAAAUAUAUCAAGUGGUUAUCGGAAGCGAUAAUAAAUGUUCGCUUGAAAUUAAA
Molecule: messenger RNA, 2200 nt
Organism: Hippocampus zosterae (dwarf seahorse)
Lineage: Eukaryota; Metazoa; Chordata; Actinopteri; Syngnathiformes; Syngnathidae
Gene: usp12b
Product: ubiquitin specific peptidase 12b
Exons: 10
Coding region: 122-1306 (394 amino acids)
Biological process (GO): protein deubiquitination
Cellular component (GO): nucleus; cytosol
Molecular function (GO): cysteine-type deubiquitinase activity; cysteine-type endopeptidase activity
Source: RefSeq, a predicted model, not a curated record